Messenger RNA from Letharia columbiana, 1704 nucleotides. RefSeq lists its product as uncharacterized. The coding region runs from base 1 to 1704 and encodes 567 amino acids. The record is from RefSeq and is a predicted model, not a curated record. Gene Ontology annotation, cellular component: mitochondrial inner membrane. NCBI's taxonomy places the organism in Eukaryota, Fungi, Ascomycota, Lecanoromycetes, Lecanorales, Parmeliaceae. The transcript is spliced from 2 exons. Gene Ontology annotation, biological process: intracellular monoatomic cation homeostasis. Gene Ontology annotation, molecular function: ribosome binding.
AUGAGCGCGUCAGCCAGAGCCGUCCAGAAUGCUUCUGCGCGGCAGACGCUCCGUACCGGGGCCUUCCUGCCCUUGAGGAACACCUUCACUCCAUCCCCUGCUCACUCCGCAUUUCUGCGACGCAAUGCCACAGACCUACCACCACAACUUCGAGCGCUCGCCAUACUCCUUCCUCGACGAGGCUACGCUACAGAGACUUCAACAAGCGGUGGUGCAGGGUCGGGAUUCCCACCUCCAGGCUUUAACGCUGAGCAAGCCAAGAAGCCGCUUCCACCCGAUGAUUCAAAGAAAUCUUCAACAUCGAAAGUUGCGUCAGAUGUAGCAUCAUCAGUUACUGACCAGACGACAGCGGGAAAAGCCGAAGGACAAGUCACUGGGGUCGCAAAGACGAAAGCCAUGGAAGACAGAAGCCUGAACGAGCUCGCUGCGGACAAGGCAGCAGCAGCUAAAGUGGAAGAGAAGAAGCUGGCAGAGUCCAAAAAGGAGCAACCGAAAUUAUCACUAUGGGGAAAGGUAAAGCGAGAAGUGCAUCACUACUGGGAUGGGACAAAGCUGCUUGCUACCGAGGUCAGGAUCAGUACGAAGCUCGCCGUGAAAAUGGCAGCUGGCUACGAGCUCAGCCGAAGAGAAAACCGGCAGUUGCAACGUACAGUGCAAGACCUGGGUCGGCUUGUUCCAUUCUCCGUUUUCGUUAUAGUUCCCUUUGCCGAGCUCCUGCUCCCCGUAGCGCUCAAGCUUUUCCCCAAUCUUUUGCCAAGCACCUACGAAGGUCAGACGUCAAAGGACAAGAAAGCCAGCCAUCUCCGAACGACGCGCAAGGAGGUCAGCAGUUUUCUGAGAGAUACGCUCAAAGAGACCGGUCUCCCAGUCAGCGCUGUCAACGCACAGAAGGAAGAAUUCACUGAAUUCUUCCGCAAAGUACGCGCCACUGGAGAGUCACCCACUCAUGCGGAUGUCGUCAAAGUCUGCAAGAUCUUCAAGGACGAUCUUACUCUUGACAACCUGUCCCGUCCGCAGCUGGUUGGCAUGACCAAAUACAUGAAUCUCAACGCUUUUGGCACAGAUAUGAUGCUUCGGUAUGCGAUCCGACAUCGUAUGCGCCAGAUCAAACGCGACGAUCGUGCCAUCUCCGAUGAGGGCGUCGAUAGCCUUUCAGUCCCGGAACUUCAAAUGGCAUGUGCUUCGCGGGGUCUUCGAACCCACGGCAUGAGCCCUGGCCGGCUACGAGAUGAUCUUCAAAUGUGGCUUGACCUGCGUCUCAAGUAUGGCGUCCCGUCCACGCUACUUGUCCUGAGCAAUGCCUUCAUGUACACUCAAGGUAAAGACUCGGAGAUCGCGUCCCAGUUCGACUCGUUACAGGCUGUCCUGUCAUCCAUCCCUGAGGAACUCUUCCAUGAGAUCGAGCUUGAGGUUCACAAUGCAGAAGGUGCUGCGACGAACAAGCAGAGACUUGAGGUUCUCAAGGAGCAACAAGAUUUGAUCGAAGAAGAAAAUGAACAAAAUGAGGAGAAUGGCGAGUCGGGCAGAUCGUCGCCAAAGGACACCGAGAACAUCGACGAAGAAGAUCAGAGGAAGGCUAAUGCUAAGGCUGAGCAGGAAAAGGGGGAGGGCCAGACUAACGAAGCGGCUGAGGCCGAGAGAGAUGCUGGUGAGGUGGAGAAGCAGGAACAGCAAGAGACACGGGACACGAGAAAGGAGCAGUGA